AUGCAUCGAUUCACCAACUUGCUGCUCUUUAUUGCCGCACUUUGUUUCAAAUUCAAGCUUGCUUCGGCUGAGUUUGCGAGCGUCAGUCUCACAGGAAGAUUGGCGGGAACUACUUUGGAGUACCGACUCAACCCAGAGGAUGAGCUUACCGGUGGACGAGACUCUAUCACUAUUCGUUUUACUGUCCCAGAAAGCUGUUGGCUUGCUGUUGGCGUCAGCCCUAAUGGAGGCAUGAUCAAUAGCGAAGCGGUGAUUGCCAAACCUGAGGAACGGUCCAUUCGCAAAUACAGAUUAAGCGACAGGUCUACCUCUGCCAUUACGGAGUUACCGCGAUCACGAAAUCUAUACAACGCAACCUUUGCGCAAUCGGGUGGCAUCACAAUAUUGACCUUUACCAAGCUUCUUGUGGAGGAUGGAGAGCUUACCAUCAAUGGCAACGGCAGUAAUAAUUUCAUUGCUGCCUUUGGGUCUAGCAAUACGUUCGGAUUCCAUGAAGGGUAUGGAUCUACAGUCAUCACUCUGUCACUCCCGACACCUACGGACGCCCCUACUCUAGCUCCUCAAGUUGCAGCUCCCAUAUUUAUUGGAAUGCCGGGGACUCCACAGCCUCCUCCAGUUGCAGCUCCCAUUUUUAUUGGAAUGCCGGGGGCUCCACAGCCUCCAAUUGUGCCGUCUCCCACAAUUGGACCUGCAAUUCCAGCCACAGAGGUACCUGCUCCCACAGAUGCUCCAGUUCCUGCACCUACAAAUGCUCCAGUUCCUGCACCUACAAAUGCUCCAGUACCUGCACCUACAAAUGCUCCUGUACCUGCACCUACAAAUGCUCCAGUACCUGCACCUACAAAUGCUCCAGUACCUGCUCCCACUAAUGCUCCCGUACCUGCUCCCACUAAUGCUCCAGUUCCACCACCUACGAAUGCUCCAGUUCCACCGCCUACGGAUGCUCCAAUUCCUGCACCUACAAAUGCUCCCGUACCUGCUCCCACUAAUGCUCCAGUUCCACCGCCUACGGAUGCUCCAAUUCCUGUACCUGCUCCCACUAAUGUUCCAGUUCUACCACCUACUACGGAUGCUCCCCUGUCUGUUCCAACAAACGCCCCUGUACCAGCCCCCACCGAUGCUCCUGUACCUGCCCCGACAGAUGCUCCAGCUGCACCACCUAUAAAUUCACCAGUACCAGCCCUCACGGAUGCUCCUGUACCUGCGCCCACAAAUUCACCAGUACCUUCCUCAACAGAUGCUCCGGUUGCAGCACCUAUAGAUUCGCCUGUUACAGCAGUACCCGUGCCCACGGAUGCUCCAGUGGCUGCACCUACGGAUGGUCAAGUGCCGACAGAUGAUUCAGCAGCUACAGCAGCAACUCCAGUCCCUGCUUUUUUGGGUGCGCUACUUGCGAGUGGUGUAGCAAUGAGGUUUUUAAUGGGCUGA
Cylindrotheca closterium is the source of this 1428-nucleotide messenger RNA. The record is from the annotation of a GenBank genome assembly. Lineage: Eukaryota; Bacillariophyta; Bacillariophyceae; Bacillariales; Bacillariaceae.